AUGGCCGCGAACCCGUUCGAAACACCUCAACUCGGCACCGAACUCUUCGACCUCUAUCAUGAAAACGCCGCAAUCGUGCGCACCGCCAUUCCACAGCUCCCUAGCGGCGGAUGCAACUUUGUGGACUUGACGCCCGGCGCCGGCGGAGCGCGAUGCGGCUGUCGUCGCUUCUGGUCCUUUCAAUCUACAGGUAGCCCCAUCGUGGAUCAGGUCGGAUGGUGCAUGUGCAACCAUCAUGCGUGUUUCCAUGAUGAGCGUCCUCGAGACCAGCCACAGCCGGCAGAGAGGAUGCCAACUCCCAACACCGGACUCGACAUUGAAAAACUACAGUCUAGGCAACGACUAGACCCCUUGAGCCCGACGACGGGCCUCAUCUCACCUAGGGAAGCAACUGCAGUGCUUGGACCCGAACUUGUCAGCUUCACUGGAGCUCCCCCGUUAUCCUUUCUCCAGAAAUCUUUCAAUGGCCCUUUUGAUACUCUAGCUGCCGUUCCCACGCCCCAGCAGGCGCCCAAUUCAAUGCCGGAUACAAUGGCCUGGACUGAUAUCGCGCACCCAACCCAACCAAAUGCCAGUGGUACACUACCACCUAUUCCUCCUCAAUGCCUCAUGUCCCAGACGGCCUCGACGACUUCAUCCAUGCGAACCAGGUACCUCAGGCCCUUUGCAGGCAGAGGCUUGCAGACUCUCAGCAACAAUAGUCCGGCCGGAGUGCCACAGCAAUCCAAUUAUCAGACUGCUCUGCAGGGAUCUCCCACCCAGCAGAAGACAGCGAGCGUCGAGGAGACCUUUGUCUUCGUAACUGCUGAUGAGGAAUCACCCUCAAGGCCGAACACAGCUACGACCCAAAUCGAGCCCCGGGUUGCAGCGGCAGUGGAGGCUAUCCCUCGCGAGACGUUAAAGAACCUCACAGACACUGUUGGUGCCCACGCGCAACGGCUUGAUAGGUUGGAGACCGUCUCCUUCUCCAGCAACGCCCACGAAGAGUGUCAAGACAAGUAUGAACACAUGGACCUUCGUGUCACCGAGUUGGAGAGCAAAGUUGAAGACAUUGAGAAGCGUGUCCUUGAUGACAAUGCGAGUCUCCGUCACGAUCGCCAGGACGAUGCUGCCACCCCCAGCGUGGUUUCGGUCAGCUCCAGUGCUGCCAACCGACCAAGCUACUCGCAGGAAGUAUACAGUCAGCUCCAGUCGCUACAAGCCCAGGUCGACCAACUUCAAUCCAUCAUCCCUUCUUGGAACAAUCCGUGGGAGAUUGAAGUUGUCUUUCUUCCCUUUCCUCUCAAACGGGUCUGGCAGCAUAUCCAUCAAUUUAAGACAGACCCCAAUACCGAAAACGGAGAGGAAUGGACUCAGCUCCCCAUGACACUGAGCACGUCCACGCCCAGAGCUCAAUCUCCAUUUUUGAGCGAAUGGUCCACGCAUGACCACGACAGGGAAUGGCUGUUCCCUAGGGCCUGUGGUAACAAGAGCGUUGCCGACGAGCGCCUGAGGAGCCGCGGGCUGGUGAAAAGGAUAUCAAUAAAGUCGCCAGAUGCAAGGAGCGUUAGCAUGGCGAUGUUAGCUGCCUUUGGAAAUGUAUUCCGUGAUAUGCAGAUGCACACAAGACCUCGAAGCCCCGGCCUGAGGGGGCCCAAGUUCAUGGGCCUGCAAUCUUCAUGGGUCCCUCUUCGCAAGAUCCACAAAGAUUCACGACUACGAUUCCUUAGCCCCGACGAAAUGAUGACUCCAGCAUUGUGGGAUGUGCAGUUUCUGACUUCAGUCAUGAUGAAGGCAUCAGAACCUAGAUUGUUCGUUACCCAUCCUGACGCAUACCUCCAGGACUAUCAAGCAUAUGACUCGGCCUGGACAUGGCAGAGGCUAAAGGACGUGCCACCGGCGUAUCCUGACGUUACAGAGUCGCAAGAAGUGCCCGAGGCGGAGUCCCCUGAAGAGUGUUGGGCGUGGAAUGAUCUGCUUGAUGAAUUAAAGAACGCGCAACCCCCCAACAGAAACCACCGCCAGGUGUCAAUAUCGCGCUCAGUGGAAUACUUCUCUGCCAGUCCUUCGUGGCGAGCGACCAGCCCAGCUGCAGCUGCCCGCCUCCAGAGAUCGAUAACAAGGAGUCGAGAGUCGUCGGAGCCACCGUUUAUCAGGGGAAGCUCGGCAACUAUAAAUUCCACUAUUAUCCAGAGCGCAAAUCCCAGGCAGCGACUCUCAUCCCGCGGACACAGUCGGCGGCCCUCACCGAGCAUCCAUGCCUUGCCUCAGGCUGGCGUUAUGAAGAGGCGCCGGGAUCGGUCACCUAGCUAUCCUCGGUUCACUCCGAGGAGGACCGCAUCGCCAAUUUCCGCAUCUAUCCCCUAUCAGGACCGGCAAUUUGAUCGGGGAAUAACUCCUGGACGCAGCAUAACUCCUGCUCGGGGCACUACCCCAGGUGGUGGUUAUGCUACGCCGUACAGCAUCGCUCCCCUUCAGGAAGUCCAAAUGGAAGGAGGAAGCAGCGUUCAUGAAUCGCCACACCCGUCUGACGACGGUGAUGACGAGGACGAUGAUAUUGAUAUCCCGAUUUACGAGAGCAGCGGCUCUGACCAGUCCUUUAAUGAUGGCGACGACGAUAAAUCCAUCAUCGCCAGCGCGCAGCCAGCUGCUCGGCCCCAUCCCGCUCUUCGGAGUAGCUCCCCCACGUGGCAGAUGCGGGAUGUACCUUGGCCUUCCAUCCAAGAUCAUGGCGAUACCCACCGUUCGGAUGGCGAGAAUGUCGACCCCAACGUCAUGGAUGUUGAGCACGAGACUGACAACAGCAGUCAGCCGUCUGAGUAUCCGAGCACGCAAAAGGCGUGGCCGGGCCAGCGCGAGGACGCAUCAUCGGAGUUUAGCAUCCACCAAGACGAGGAUCAUUGA
Messenger RNA from Trichoderma virens Gv29-8, 2883 nucleotides. RefSeq lists its product as uncharacterized. NCBI's taxonomy places the organism in Eukaryota, Fungi, Ascomycota, Sordariomycetes, Hypocreales, Hypocreaceae. Bases 1 to 2883 code for a protein of 960 amino acids. The record is from RefSeq and is a predicted model, not a curated record. The transcript has 2 exons.